Solanum dulcamara is the source of this 4914-nucleotide messenger RNA. Its product is annotated as protein NETWORKED 2A-like. The record is from RefSeq and is a predicted model, not a curated record. The coding region runs from base 10 to 4761 and encodes 1583 amino acids. NCBI's taxonomy places the organism in Eukaryota, Viridiplantae, Streptophyta, Magnoliopsida, Solanales, Solanaceae. Gene Ontology annotation, molecular function: actin binding. The transcript is spliced from 4 exons.
AGAAGAGAAAUGUUGCAUAGAGCAGCAAGAAAUGCAUAUUCUUGGUGGUGGGCUAGCCAUAUUAGAACAAAACAGUCAAAAUGGCUGGAUGAAAAUCUCCAAGAUAUGGAGGAGAAGGUUGAAUACGUACUCAAAAUCAUAGACGAGGAUGGGGAAUCCUUUGCAAAGCGGGCAGAGAUGUAUUACAGGAGGAGGCCUGAGCUCUUGAACUUCGUGGAAGAUUUUUUCCGGAGUUACAGAGCUUUGGCAGAGAGAUUUGAUCAUUUAUCCAAAGAUCUUCAGACUGCUAAUCGAACCAUUGCAACUGUCUACCCUGAGAGAGUUCAACUCGCGAUGGAAGAUGAAGAUGGAGAACAAUUUCUUGCAGAAUUAGGACCUCCUAAGGAAUCAAAUGAGCCUUCCAAAAGCUCACCAGCAGCCCCAAAGUUAAGUUUCCCAAAAGUUCCUUCCUUUGCCAAACGAAAUGCCAAACCAUCAAGGUUAAUGUCAAAGAAAGGACUAAUAAAGUUCAAUGUUGAUGAUGCAAUUGCUGCAGCUCGUCCAAGAUCAGGUUUGAAAAAAUCCGAGGCACUCCAGGAAAUCGAUAAGCUUCAGAAGGAUAUUCUGGCACUUCAGACUGAGAAAGAGUUCAUCAAGAGCUCAUAUGAUAAUGGGCUAGCAAAGUACUGGGAAAUUGAAGAACGGGUCACUGAGUUGCAAUCAAAAGUUAGCAGCUUGCAAGAUGAGUUUGGCAUUGGCACAAUGAUAGAGGAUGAUGAAGCUCGGUCAUUGAUGACAGCCACAGCUCUGAACUCAUGCCAAGAGACCUUGGCUCGGUUGCAGGAAAAACAGAAGCAUUCAGUGGAAGAUGUCAUAGUUGAGCAUCGAAAGAUUUUAGAGGUCCUUGGAAAAUUUGAGACUCUAAAGGGAAAGUUUGUCAGUCGCCUGCCACAUCCACAAGUCCUCUCUGAAGUAAAUAAGUCUUCCAAUCCAGACUCGGAAUUGAAGUUGCUGAACCGACAAGUGGAAACUUCUGAAAGAGAGAAGCAUAAUGAAGAGAAAGUGCAUAAGGAGCUGGAAGCUAGUUCUACCAGUUCCAUGUCUGAUCUGGCAGAGAAGGUUGAUGAACUUGUAGAUAAAGUCAUAAACUUGGAAACUGCUUUCUCUUCCCAGAAUGCUUACGUAAAUAGAUUAAGAGCAGAGACAAAUGAACUUCAUUCACAUCUGACCAAAGCGGAAGAGGAGAAGGGGACUUUGGUUGAGUAUUCAGAGAGCAUGAGCAAGAGGAUAAGACAACUGGAGGAAGAACUUCUCAGGGUUCAGAAUGUCAAUGAAAGUUUUAGUUUUGAUGAUCUCUCUGAUAAAUUGCACAACAAUAGGCAAGAUAAAGACGUCAAAGAUACUUUCCUAUCCAAUAAAGUAAUCAAUGUUUCAGGAGUCGAUAAGGCAAAUCAGUUUCAAGCCCAUGGAGCAAUCAUGCCUGGAGAAAAUGUUCUAGGUAGCUCCAACGAUGUUACCAGUAAGGAAUGUUUGAAGAAAGAAGGCUUGCAAGGACAGGAGGAUUGUCUUGAAGUUGACCGGUCGAACAAUGAUACUAGAGAUGGAAAGAUGGAUGGUUCUUUAGAAGCUUGCCAGGGUGUUUCAGGUGUUGAUAAGGCCAGGCAGUUUCAGGUUCAUGAAGCAAUCAUACCUGGAUCAAACGUUCCAGGUAUCUCCAAAGGUCGAUCCACAAAAAAUGAUGGAAAUGUCGAGCUAAGAGGAGCAAAUGAUAGUGCAAACAGAAGUGAUUUUCCCGGUUCUGCAGCUGUCAAUCAGAAAGUGGAUACCGAAGUAAAUGAAUGCAUCAGAUCUCCUGGUUAUGAUGCAAUGAUCUCAACGGAUAUCAGAAUGGGAGAGGAAGCAAAGAAACAAUAUAUGUGGGAUAACCUCAUUCCCUUCAAAGUUGAAGCUGAAAAGCUUCCCAUAUCUGACCUUCAGAAUGACCAUGACGACUCAACCAAAAUUGGUCUUGUGAAGGAUGUGGAAGAUGUUAAGUUAGAGAAAGGGUUUGACAAAAGUCAACAAGUGCAUGUUACAGAUCAUGGAUCACCUACCAAAAAAACUGUCGAGCAAAAGGGCGCAAAUGAUCUUGCAGACAGAAGGGACAUUUUCCCUAGUUCUGUCGAAGAUAAAGAAGAAAAGCUCUACAAAACCAACCAUCAGAAUCAUCUGAAUGAAUUUUUACAAGAAGCUCUACCAAGGGAUUCUCCAGAUGUAAAUAUGGAGAGAGGAUCUGAUGAAAGUGAAAGCUUUCAUACUUCAAAUGAUGACUUGGCCACAAAAACAUACGUGAGGAAGGAAGAGCAAGCCAGGACAAAAGAUGCUGCAGACAAGAGCGAUUAUUUACACAUUGUUGAAGGUAAAGAAGAAAAGUUUUACAAAACCCACUACCAGACUCAUAUAAUGUAUUGUUCCCAAAAUUCGAUGAAAAUGAGGUCUGAUGAAAGUUAUCUACAUGUUUCAGACAAUGAAUCUGACAUCAGAAGAGAUAUGAGAAUGGAAGAGCAAGCAGACACAAAAGAUAUUGCAGAGAAGAGUGGUCGUUUGCACAUUCCCGCAGAAGGUAAAGAAGAAAAUUUUCAGAAAUCCAACCAACCGGAUUACCAAUAUGAUCUCCCUACAAAUGUUCCUAUAAGGGAUGCUUCUAACGCCAAGAUGGAGAAGGCAUUUCAUGAAAGUGAACACACACAUAUUUCAGAUGAUUCCUCAGCUAUCAAAGAAGAGAGAACGGAGGAGCUAGCUGUGAAGGUUGCUCCACAUGAAAGUCGGUCUAUGAGUUCAUCCUGCGACUCAUCUAUCUCAAAAGAUGUCAGAGAUGGACAGCAAGUAAGAAGAAUAAACUUUGCAGACAAGUUUGCUGCUUUCACAAGCAAAGAGGGAAGAAGUUUUUCCAAUGAUCUAUUGCAGGUAAUUCCAUCUGGAGCAACUCUAGAUGGCACUUUAGAAAGGGGAUCCAACGAAGAUGUUCACACAAUGAAUCCUCCUCAUCAUGAUUCAAUUUUCCUUGAAGACACAAAGAUACAACUUGAGAAACUGGAUUAUGAUCCUUCCAAUUCACAGAAUUACCUGAAAAAUAUCGAGGUAAAAGAUCAAGGAAGCACUCCUCAGAAGUCCACUCCAGAAAAAUUAGACCAAAGUGAAGAUAUAAGAGCAUCCAGUAGCAGCUCAGGAAUCUCAAUUACUAUGAACGACAAAGGUAGAAAGAAGGUAGGUGAUGAUCAUCAUCUCAAUAUAGCAGUUGGAUCUGCAACAGGAAACUUCUCCGAAAUGAAUGGCAGCAAGCAAUCAGAUGAUCUUCCAGCAAAGAUGGAUUUCAAGAAUAAAAUCGAGUCAGGGGAGCAAAACAAUGAAUUCUCUCACAAUUUCAUUCAAGCAAAACAAGAUGGCAACUUUCAACAAUCCAAUUGGCAUAACCAACUUGAAACGCAUUCAGCAAGGGUCCAAGUGAAAGAUAUUCCAAAACCUGUCCCAGAUGAUGAGCUAGAAGAAUGGGAAAGUAUUUUAGAUAAUCUUCCAUCUGUCUUGAGUGAUUAUAAGAGAGAUGACCUACAAAAGGAUGAGCUCCCAGAUCAAGUCGUUGUAGGGAAUGGCGAAGAUUCAAGGAGGCGAGUGUUCAGGACAAUUCACAAUGAGCUCUACACCGAGCAACAUGAAUCUGGAAUAGAGGAUGACCAACCAAACUGGAGAGAGCUGUUUCUAAACAGCCUGGAUGAUGACAGAGAGAAGAUACUACUUGAGGAGUAUACAUCAGUUCUUAGAAAUUUCAAGGGUGUGAAGAUGAAGCUCAAUGAUGCGGAGAAGAAAAGGAGAGCGAGCCACUUUCAAUAUGUUGUGCAGAUGAAAGUUCUAAAGAAUGCUAAUGCCUUGAAGGAUGCACAGAUUCUAUCCUUACAGCAUAGAUUGAACUCGCUUCAGUCAAAAGACAUUGAAACAAUAAAUUUCAAUGAAAUGCCAAAGGAAGCAACCUUGCAAGCUGCUGACAUGAAACUGGAAUCAACUGCACCAGAAGACAGAAGGAUCUCAGAUAUUGGGGAGGAUGGCGGAGAUAUCAAAGUUACUGAUGUCGAUGAAGCACAGUCCUUCACCACUGUUGAAGAGAAAGUACGGAUGGACAUUGAUGAUUUGCUGGAGGAAAACAUAGAGUUGUGGCUCAGAUUUAGCACCUCAUUUCAUCAACUACAUAAGUUUCAAACUUCAGUUCAGGAUUUACAAGAUGAAUUGAAUAAAGUGAGGGAAGAGCGCAAGCAAGAUACAGGUCAACCACGGUCGCUACUAUCAGGCAUCCGCCCAAUCUAUAGGCAUCUAAGAGAGAUACAUACUGAGUUGACAUUGUGGUUGGACCAUAAUGCAGUGCUGAAAGAUGACUUACAGAACAGGUUAUCAUCUCUAUCUAAUAUUCUCGAUGUGAUAACACGAUUGUCAAGGUCUAAAGAGAAUGAACCAGUGCUGAAUGCCUAUCAAGCAGCAAAGUUUCAAGGUGAGAUUUUAAACAUGAGGCAGGAGAACAAUAAACUAGCAGGUGAACUCGAAUUAGGGAUUGAAUGUAUCCGGAAACUUCAAAAUGAGAUCCAGAGCACACUGUCAAACCUUGACGAAGAACUUGGGCUGAAAAAACAGCCAGCAAGGCCUCGAUCCAAAAUUCCCCUGAGGUCCUUCUUGUUUGGAGUAAAGUUGAAGAGGCAGAGGCCGUCCAUAUUUUCCUGUGUGAAUCCAGCAUUGCAGAAACAGUACAGUGAUUUAUAACAGCACCAAGAUAGAUGCCUUUUUAACAGCAGUAGCCAGAUAGAUGUCUCUUUUUCCCUCUUUUGCUUCCCUUUUAGUUCUCUUGUAGUAAAUUCUUAAUAGUUGAAAAUUUAUUGAAGGAAAAAAGGUGUGUUGCCUUUUAUUGAGUAGAAU